Messenger RNA from Phalacrocorax carbo (great cormorant), 2681 nucleotides. NCBI's taxonomy places the organism in Eukaryota, Metazoa, Chordata, Aves, Suliformes, Phalacrocoracidae. The record is from RefSeq and is a predicted model, not a curated record.
GUAGGUGCCGGAUGUACCGGCCGCGCGGGGCGCCGCCGCUGCCGCCUCUAUAAGCGCCGCCGCAGGGGCGGGCGUGGGAGCUACUCCGCGCCCCAUCCUGUUGCGCCGUGUCGGUCCUGUCCAGUCCUGCCCUGCCGAGAGCAUGUACCAGAGCCCCGCACGCUGCUUGUGCUCGGUGCUACCCGCCCUCUGCUGCGCCCCUGCCGCCGCCUCAGCCCCGCUACUGCCGUGGCCCCGCGCUGCCCCGCCGCCCCUCGGCCUCGCCGCCCCGCGGGCACCGGCACCAGCAACACCAGCGGGGGCGGCGGGCGGCCCGCCCGCCCUGGGGGCGCCGCCCCGCGCAGUGUGUUCCAUGGGAAACAGCACCAGCCGGCUCUACAGCGCGCUCGCCAAGACACUGACCAGCAGUGCCGUGUCCCAGCACCAGAACUGCCUGGAGCAGCUGGACUUGGCACAGUUGGAUCCUAUAGACCCCAAGGAUUUGCUAGAGGAAUGUCAGAUUGUUCUGCAGAAACGGCCACCUCGAUUUCAGAGGGACUUUGUGGAGCUGAAGAAAAAUGCCACCAGUAACCACCGCCCCAUUCGGGUCAUGCAGUGGAACAUCCUUGCCCAAGCUCUUGGAGAAGGCAAAGACAACUUUGUUCAGUGCCCCAUGGAAGCUCUGAAAUGGGAAGAGAGGAAGUGCCUCAUCCUGGAGGAAAUCCUUGCGUACAAGCCUGACAUCUUGUGCCUGCAAGAAGUCGACCACUACUUUGACACCUUUGAGCCACUCCUCAGCCGACUUGGCUACCAGUGUACUUUCUUCCCAAAGCCGUGGUCCCCAUGCCUAGAUGUGGAGAAGAACAAUGGGCCGGAUGGCUGCGCCUUGUUUUUCCUCAAGGACCGCUUUGAGCUCAUCAACAGUGCUAACAUCCGGCUAACCGCCAUGAAGCUGAAGACCAACCAAGUGGCCAUAGCUCAGACGCUGAAGUGCAAUGAAACUGGAAGACUGUUCUGCAUCGCUGUCACUCACCUGAAAGCCCGUACUGGCUGGGAGAGGUUUCGGUCGGCACAAGGCUGUGAUCUCCUCCAGAACCUGAAGAGUAUUACCCAAGGUGCAAAGAUCCCUCUGAUCAUCUGCGGAGACUUCAACGCGGAGCCAACCGAGGAGGUCUACAGAGAAUUUUCCAACUCCAGCCUCAACUUAAACAGUGCAUACAAGCUGCUGAGCCCCGAUGGGCAGUCUGAGCCCCCGUACACCACCUGGAAGAUCCGGCCUUCAGGAGAGUGCCGGCACACACUGGAUUAUAUCUGGUAUUCCCAGCAUGCCUUGAAUGUGAACUCAGCCCUGGGCUUGCUGACUGAAGAGCAAAUUGGGCCCAACAGGCUGCCAUCAUUCAAUUACCCUUCUGAUCACCUGUCGCUGGUGUGUGACUUUAGUUUUAAUCAAGACCCUGACAGACUGCUGUAAUGCAUUGGAAUGCCACCUGGCGUUGCAGUGUCUUAACUCAUCACUAUUUUAUUUUAGAGAAAACUUUUGAAGCUGGAAUCUAUUGAAGGAUUAGGAAAUACUGUUGACAAAAUAUUAUUUUGGGCACUUGGAGUUAUGCUUGCUGUUCAGCGCUUGUUAAUCUGGAGCCUCCAAGGGAGGAAGAAAGGAUUCUUGCCAUAUCGGGGUUUGAAAACCAGAAGGCAAAUGAGCUUUAUCCUUUCACUAACCCCUGUGUUUAAGGAUUUAAUCCUCUAAUGAAUGUGGAGGCCUUAGUAUUUAAAUCAAACACUUGUGUUUGUAGAGCAACUUGACCUGACAGCAUGCUAAUUUUAUUUAUUUCAUGUUAAGUUUGUGCAAGUACCAAAGGGAACGAGGCUCGACUGCUCGGUGAGAUUCUCUUAAAUCUUCUUCUGUUGCAACAUACUAGUGUUAGCUCCUCAUUUUUAUGUGACUCGAGGUGACAAUUUAAUUAAAAGUGAAUGGGUAAUAGUGGAGUGUGAGGAAGGCCCCCUCCAGUAAGAGCAGGUGAGGAAACAGAGGCUAACUACUCUAUGUCAUAUAGUAAUAUCCUCACUUUUCCAAAUGAAUGUGCAUGUGUCUAUUGCACACAUAUGGCCUGUAGGUUUGUAUACACAGUGAAUGUUAUCUUUGUCUCUUAUGCUUCCUUCCAGAGGACCAGGGAGUAUUUCUUCCUCUGCUUCAAGUAUUUCUCUUUAAAACGGUUUAAAUUUGUAGUCUUGUCAAUCUUGCUGUUUCAGAAAAGGGCCAGUCUUCAUUUUGAAAGACUUUUAUUCAUCUUCAGAAUCUAAAGCUACACUGGAACCUCUUAGAAGAUAAAUUUUUAUUUAUUGAGAGAAGUUGAUGAUCCUGCAUCUGACUUGAAAUCAUGAGCAACAAUGUUCAGGAGCCUCCCUCUGUCACCAUGGGAACUCUGGCUAAGCACCUAGGCUACAGCAGAUCUGUGUUAGUAUAGUAACUCUUGUGCAUGGAGCGGUGCUCAUUGGUAUGACACAGGUAUUGCAUAUAUGGAUUGUAAACAUGCCACUAUGCCAGAAAGUGAGGUAGGGAGAGAGGAGGGAACAGAGACAACAGCUAGAGUUGGGCUGACAUUUAGAUAGCUGGGAAAGAUGAGGCAGAGCAAAUAAAGCAGUAUUUCCACGUAAUGUAAGGCCUAUGGUAACUCUUAAAUGUUCCAGGUGUUUGUUAAUAA